UCGCCUUUUAUCGCCCAGCCAUAUCAUAUCCCCCCUUUCCUUUUCCCUUCCCAAAUCGUCGAAACCCUAGCUCGCUCUCGCCGCCGAUCUCCCCCACCUCGCCGUCGCCAUGGGCAAGAAGCGGAAGCUCGAGUCCAAAUCCACUGCCGCUGCCAAGGCCGCCGCCGCUAAGGCCACGGCUGCUGCUGCUAAGAUCGCCGAGCCGGCGGCUCCCACCCCUCAGCCCGAAACCCUAGCCGAAUUCUACGCCCCGUCCUCCCAAACCGUGGCCCAGAAAACCGGAUCCGCCGCUGCGGCCACGGAGGAGAAGCCGCCCCAGGAGCUGGGCGGCGAGGAGGACGAGUGGGAGGAGGUGGAGGUGGAAGAGGAGGUGGACGAGGAGGAGCAGCAGCAGCAGGCGGAGGAGUUGGAGGACGAGGGCGAGAGCGACCCCGCCUCGAUCCAGGCGCUGCUGGAGGCGUUCCCCAAGGAGCAGCUCGUCGAGCUUCUCCGCGACGCCGCCGUCGGCCACGGCGACGUGCUCGCGGCCGUGCGCGCCGCGGCCGACGCGGAUCCGGCCCAGCGGAAGAUCUUCGUCCACGGCCUCGGCUGGGACACCACCGUCGACACCCUCAAGGAGGCGUUCGGCCCCUACGGAGAGAUCGAGGACCUCAAGCUCGUCUCCGACCGUAACACGGGCAAGUGCAAGGGCUACGGCUUCAUCCUCUUCCGCCGCCGUGCCGGCGCCCGCGCAGCCCUGCUCGAGCCGCAGAAGAAGAUCGGCAACCGCACCACCUCCUGCCAGCUCGCCUCUGUGGGCCCCGUCCCGUCUGGCGGUGCGGCCAACAACCCUAUGCUCGCCACAUCUCCAGCUCCAGCUCCGCCAGCGUUGGUACUGCCACCAGUGUCUGAGUACACGCAGCGCAAGAUCUUUGUCAGCAAUGUUGGUGCUGAAAUCGACCCACAGAAACUGAUGCAGUUCUUUGCAAAGUAUGGUGAGAUUGAGGAGGGUCCACUUGGGCUUGACAAGGCAACCGGGAAGCCCAAGGGGUUCGCUCUGUUUGUCUACAAGACCCUUGAUGGUGCCAAGAAGGCGCUGCAGGAGCCACAUAAGUCGUUUGAGGGUGUUAUGCUGCACUGCCAGAAGGCAAUCGAUGGACCAAAACCUAACAAAGGUGGAGGAUAUGGUGCUGCCAGUACGAGUGGGAGGAAGGGUGCUGCUGGUUAUGGUGCCAGUAGCCAUUCUAUGGCUGGUAGCCUCGGUGCCGGUUAUGGGAUGUCAUCUCCAGCGAGCUUGGCUUCACUGCCUGGGGGUGUACCAGGAGGUCAAGGAAUGAAUCCCGUAUUGGGGCAGGCCUUGACAGCUUUCCUGGCCAACCAAGGGGGAGGGUUGGGUCUGAACAAUAUCCUUGGAGUUGGUCCAAAUGCUUCAGGAGUGCCAAAUUCAGGGUCUUCUGGAACUCUUGGUGGCGGCGGUGUGCCUGGUAUGCCAGGUGGCUAUAUGGGCGGCUAUGGAGGUGGUGGUGGGUAUGGUGGUCCACCGGGAGGCCCAGGAAGAAAUUACAUGGGUCAUUAGGAUGCUUAUAACUAUUUUACUGUGGCCAGAUGAUUCUACGUGUUCCUGCGUCGCACUUAUAAACAUGCUGUUUUAGGCUGCUUCUGGCAACUCAAUUACUCUAGCGUCAAAGUUUUUAAAGGAACUUUGAUUUCUUCAAUCAUAUGUUUUCAAAAUUGAACAAAGCUUUGUACAACUAUCUAAAUUUUCAAAGUUUGUGACCUUAUUGUAAAAGACUUCCUGUGGAUUUAGAGCACCGUGGAAUUUUUUACUACAUUUCUA
This is a messenger RNA of Lolium rigidum, 1816 nucleotides long. RefSeq names its product RNA-binding protein P-like. Gene Ontology annotation, molecular function: RNA binding. The coding region runs from base 110 to 1555 and encodes 481 amino acids. The transcript has 2 exons. NCBI's taxonomy places the organism in Eukaryota, Viridiplantae, Streptophyta, Magnoliopsida, Poales, Poaceae. The record is from RefSeq and is a predicted model, not a curated record.